AUGAGCAAAUUAUUCGACUGCGCGAGUGAAAACCACCCAUCGCAGGCAAUUUUAGACGAGACGAGAGCGAAAGAUGUCCUGUACGUGUAUCUGCAGUCGUUUCGCUUAAAGGAGGAUGAGAGCAAAAAAUCGCCUAAAGACGAGGACAAAGGACCGCCGCGGUUGAGCGAAUACAAGUGCGAACUGAUGAUGCGGAAGAAAACGGGAGGGAGAGGAAAUAAAGAUACAAACAACACGAGCAGUACAAAUUCAGAAUCAAUCGUCGUCUCGGAGACGAACGAUUACAGAGACGAGUGGAUCUCGUUAGGGACGAAGGAGUUUUGCUGCGGCGUGAGCGGAUCGCUGGUGCCGUAUCUACCGCGAGCGAAUUCAAACGAGAAGAACGAUACGAUGAGCUCAAUAAUGAAACCGAUGAAUUGUGCGCCGGUGUGGCCGAUACCAGGUGCGGUAGAACUGUCCACAGCGUUUAGGGUGAAAGUGUUUUCGAAAGACAUGGAAGAAGAUAUUGCGGCGGGAGACACAGACGAAGCAGCUAAAGAAGGCAAAAAGAGAGAUGAGAGCGAACAAGGAGCAGCAGCAUCGGCAACAGCAGCAAUAACAACACCAACAACAAAGGCGACAAAUGCAACAGUGAACGCGCUGGUCGAGGAUGCCAAGAAAUCUUUUUUGGAAGAAAACGGGCGCGCGUCGCCGGAUCUCAUCAAGAAAAGCAUGGGCGAAAGCGGCGAUACGGAAGACGCGGAGGAACCGAUGGAAUCUUUAUUAGUCGACCCUCGUUUGGAUGAAAUUUUUAACGAAAACAAAAAAAGCGACGGAUCGCUCGGGUGUGUAUUGUUCACGCUCUCGACGCUUUUGCCGCCCAGAAACGACCGCGAAAACGCCGAAAAGAAGACGUAUGAAGACAACGAUACAUCCAGUAGUACGACAGCUGGAACAGCAGGAGCAGCAGGAACAGCAUCACCACCACCACCAACAACACCACCACCAACAACAACCAACGACUCGCCGACGAUGGGAGGUCGUCGCGACUCGGGUGAACUCGUCGUUCUCGACUCCAAGGUCUGUUACUUCGACGUCGGCUACCGAGGCGUCGUCAGCACUCUCGCCGCGGCCAAGUUCACCGACUGCUUCGAAAACCAAGGCGUCUCCUUAGACUCCAUAACCUGCAAACACUAUUGCAAAGAGAUGAAGUUGGAUUCCAAAGCUAUACAGGCGUACACCAAGGGUGGGUUUCUAUCCGUCUUGAAGCUGAAAAAGAUGUUAGAUCCGAGCUUAUCGCCUUACGCGUCGCCGUCAUCGACUCCGCGGAGACUGUCGUUAGACGUCUUUCGGAAAUCGAUCGAUCGAGAGAGAUAA
Molecule: messenger RNA, 1356 nt
Organism: Bathycoccus prasinos
Lineage: Eukaryota; Viridiplantae; Chlorophyta; Mamiellophyceae; Mamiellales; Bathycoccaceae
Exons: 1
Coding region: 1-1356 (451 amino acids)
Source: RefSeq, a predicted model, not a curated record